Drosophila rhopaloa is the source of this 1626-nucleotide messenger RNA. RefSeq names its product solute carrier family 22 member 3. NCBI's taxonomy places the organism in Eukaryota, Metazoa, Arthropoda, Insecta, Diptera, Drosophilidae. Gene Ontology annotation, biological process: transmembrane transport. Bases 13 to 1626 code for a protein of 537 amino acids. Gene Ontology annotation, molecular function: transmembrane transporter activity. Gene Ontology annotation, cellular component: membrane. The transcript is spliced from 3 exons. The record is from RefSeq and is a predicted model, not a curated record.
UUCGUUUUGAAAAUGCCUUCAGAGGAUUGCAAAAAGUAUGAGAACUUCCUGCCGCUCAUUGGAGACUUUGGACCCUACCAGAGGCGACUGAUGUUUUGGAUGAUGCCCGCCGCCUUUCUGUUUGCAUUCACCUACUUUGGCCAGAUAUUCAUGAUACACGUGCCCACCGGUCACUGGUGCCGGAUUCGAGAACUGGAGGGGCUGCCCAAGGAGGAGCAGAUCAAGCGGGGAAUCCCCAUCGGGAAGGAUGGCGAAUUUGAGAGAUGUCAUAGGUACAAUGUGCCCUUUGAAUCGGAUACGAGUGAAGAGACCAAUCAGACCAGGACCAAAAUACCCUGCAACGAUGGUUGGGUGUAUGAUCCUGACGAGAUGCCCUACGAGUCCAUCGCCACCCAGUACAAUUGGGUGUGCGAUAAAGACGGGUUGGGCACCUACUCCGUCAUGGCCUUCUUCAUAGGCUCCAUUGUGGGUUGCCUCUGCUUCGGAUACGCCGCCGAUCACUGCGGCCGCUUGGUGGCCCUGUUCCUGGCCAAUUCCUGCUCCAUGAUCGGCGGCUGCAUCUCUGCCCUCUGCAAGGACUUUUACUGCUUUGCUGCCAGCAGAUAUGUGGUCGGAAUGGCCAUGAAUAACUGCUUCCUUCCCAUUUAUAUCCUAACUCUGGAGAACGUUGGCAUCCAAUACCGCACUCUGGUGGGCAAUUCGGCUCUGGCCAUUUCCUUUACCUUGGGCGCAUGCGCGCUUCCUUGGGUUGCCUAUUUCAUCCGAAAUUGGAGACAUUAUGCCAUGGUCGUUGCACUGCCCGUGAUACUAAUGAUAUUGAUGAGCUUACUGCUUCCCGAGUCACCAAGUUGGCUCUUUUCGGUGGGAAAGGUGGAAAGAGGAAUGGAGGUGCUGAAAGAGGCAGCACAGAGCAAUGGAAAAACCAUUUCCGACAAAGAAUGGUCAGAGAUGCAGCAGUGCCAUGAACAGAGUUUCGCCAAAGAGAACUCGGGUAAACAUUACACUAUUCUGGAUCUCUUCAAGACCUUUCGCAGAUUUGUCGUUACUUCGAUAUUGAUUAUGUGUUGGAUGAUUGUGGCUCUGGUGUACGAUGCCCAUGUUCGCGUCGUCUCCUUGUUGGAUACCGAUGUAUUCAUUACCUUUUCACUUUCCUCGCUCGUUGAGAUCCCGGCUGGAAUUGUGCCAAUCCUCCUGCUAGAUCGUGUUGGUCGCAAACCCGUAAUGGCAGCCGUGAUGCUGUUCUGUGCGGUAUUUAGCCUUUUGGCUGGCUUAUUGCAAAGACAAUGGGAUGUGGCAAUAGCGGCAAUUAUAGCCAGGUUUUUCGUCACAAUCGCCUACAAUGUGGGCCAACAGUGGGCCUCUGAAAUCCUGCCCACUGUGGUGCGCGGUCAGGGAUUGGCUGCCAUCAACGUUAUGGGUCACACAGGUGCCCUCAUAUCGCCGAUUGUCAUCUACACCCACCGCUAUUACCGUGCUCUACCCAUGUUCAUAAUCACAUUGCUCUCGGUGAUCGGAGGUGUGAUAGUCUUUAUUCUGCCGGAGACCAAGGGCACUGUGCUGCCUCAUACGAUGGACGAAUCGGACAAGCGAUGGACGCUACGUUGCAGAGAACGACAAAAUAAUUGA